AUGUGACGCAGACCCCUCAGCCUUAGCCAACUAUGUUGUGGCAUUAGUCAAGAAAGACAAGCCGGAGAAAGAGCUGAAGGCUUUCUGUGCUGAUCAGCUGGAUGUCUUUCUGCAAAAAGAAACUUCAGGUUUUGUAGAUAAACUUUUUGAAAGUCUGUACACAAAAAGUUAUCUUCCUUCUCUUGAACCCACGAAAGUAGAAGUGAAGCCUGCAGGUCAGGAAAAAGAAGAAGUCAAGGAGGAGUUGUCUCUUAAGCAGAAUUUUCAAGAGUCAGUUGAAGAAGAGCGGGAUGGCAGGAAAAAGAAGUAUUCCAGUCCACAGAGAAGUCGUGCAGAUUCCAGUGAACAAAGAACCAGAGAGAAAAAGAGAGAUGAUGGUAAAUGGAGGGACUAUGACAGAUAUUACGACAGGAGUGACUUGUACAGAGAGAAGUCUGGCUGGCGACGAGGCAGGAGUAAAAGUCGUAGUAAAAGCAGAGGGUUAAGUCGAAGUCGCAGCCGCAGCAGAGGAAGAAGCAAAGACCGUGAUACAAGCAGGAGUGUUGAGCACCGAGAGAGAUCGAAAUUCAAGAGUGAAAGAAAUGAUGUUGAAGGCUCGUAUAAUCCAGUUACCGUGUCUCCCAGUAAAUCUACUGAACAGUAUUCCUCUGCACAAACUAUUCCCAGUGCUGUCACUGUAAUUGCACCUGCACACCAUCUUGAAAGCACAACAGAGAGCUGGUCAAAUUACUAUAACAAUCAUAGCAAUCCCAGUUCAUUUGGCAGAAACCCUCCUCCUAAGAGAAGAUGUCGAGAUUAUGAUGAGCGAGGGUUUUGCGUACUUGGUGAUCUUUGCCAGUUUGAUCACGGAAACGAUCCUUUAGUAGUAGAUGAAGUUUCCUUGCCAAGUAUGAUUCCUUUUCCUCCACCACCUCCCGGACUUCCUCCUCCUCCUCCUGGUAUGCUUCUGCCCCCUAUGCCAGGUCCAGCUCGUAAUAUGAGGCUGCCGGUUCCACAAGCUCAUCCGCAGGCACCACCUCCUGUGGUGCUUCCCGUACCAAGACCACCUUUAACACAGUCAAGUUUGAUAAAUAAUCGUGACCAGCCUGGGACAAGUGCAGUGCCCAGUCUUGCACCUGUGGGAGCAAGACUACCUCCUCCUUUACCCCAGAACCUACUGUAUACAGUGUCAGAACAUACAUAUGAGCCAGAUGGCUAUAACCCUGAAGCUCCUAGUAUUACCAGUGCUGGUAGAUCUCAGUAUCGACAGUUCUUUACAAGAGCACAAACGCAGCGUCCAAAUCUAAUUGGCCUAACAUCUGGGGAGAUGGAUACAAAUCCAAGAGCUGCCAAUAUUAUCAUCCAGACUGAACCUCCCAUUCCCAUUACAAAUAAUAGCAGCAAUGUAACUAGAGUUGUCCUUGAACCAGACAGCAGGAAAAGAUCUCCAAGUAGCAUGGAAUGUCCACCAUUAAAGAAACCAUGGCUGGGAAAGCAAGCAAACAACAACCAGAAUAAACCAGGAUUUUUGAAAAAGAAUCAGUAUACUAAUACAAAAUUAGAAGUUCGAAAAAUUCCAUCAGAAUUGAACAAUAUUACACAGCUCAACGAACAUUUCAGCAAAUUUGGAACUAUUGUAAACAUUCAGGUGGCUUUCCAGAAUGAUCCUGAAGCUGCUCUAAUUCAGUACUUAACUAAUGACGAGGCCAGGAAGGCAAUUUCCAGCACAGAGGCAGUUCUGAACAAUCGGUUUAUAAGGGUACUGUGGCACAGAGACAGUGAGCAGCAGCCCCAAUUGCUGCAGCAGCAGCAACAGCAGGCUCCCACGCAGUCUCUCCAUCACCAACUUCACCUCCAGCAGCAACCCCUGACCACAACUCCAGCUGUAACAAUGCACAGCAGUCUGUCAAAGGUGAUGAAUAAACCACUGGCAUCUGGUGCCUAUGUCCUUAAUAAAGUCCCGGUGAAACGUCGCCUUGGAGCAGCAGGUGGAACCCAGGCUGACUUAAGCCAGUCUGGGGCUGUGGUUGAGGACUCCCAGACAUUUCCUACUUCUACAAGCCACUCAAAAAUGGUUUACAGUUCUUCAAACUUGAAGACAUCUAUGAAGCCUGGUGCAGGGUCUAAACCUCACGAUGUGCAAGAAGCCCUUAAAAAAAAACAGGAGGCAAUGAAACUCCAACAAGACAUGAGAAAAAAGAAGCAGGAGAUGUUAGAAAAACAAAUAGAAUGCCAGAAGAUGUUGAUAUCCAAGCUGGAGAAAAAUAAGGCCAUGAAACCAGAAGAGAGAGCAGAAAUAAUGAAGACCUUAAAAGAGCUAGCAGGGAAAAUAUCUCAGUUAAAGGAUGAAUUAAAAACUUCAUCUACAACCUCUACACCAUCAAAAUUAAAGUCCAAGACAGAGGCACAAAAGGAACUUUUGGACGCAGAACUGGACUUUCAUAAGAGACUCUCUUCUGGAGAAGACACAACUGAACUGCGAAAAAAGCUAAAUCAGUUACAAGUAGAGGCUGCCCGUUUAGGCAUUUUGCCAGUUGGUCGAGGAAAGACAGCGCCAGCCCAAGGAAGAGGACGAGGACGGGGUCGUGGUGGGAGAGGAAGGGGCAUGUUGAAUCAUAUGGUGGUGGAUCAUCGUCCCAAAGCACUAACAGUGGGAGGCUUCAUUGAAGAGGAGAAAGAUGAAUUGUUACAGCACUUCUCUAAAUUUGGAGAUAUUGAAGACCUUCAAGAAGAGGAUUCCCCAUUAAGUGUUGUUCUAACUUUUAAAUCUCGCUCAGAAGCUGAGAAUGCUGCUAACCAAGGAUCCCGGUUCAAAGACCGAAGGCUACAGAUAUCAUGGUACAAACCUAAGGUACCCUCUGUGUCCACAGAAAUCGAGGAAGAGGAGUCUAAGGAAGAGGAGACUGAAACCUCAGAUUUAUUUUUGCACGAAGAUGAUGAUGAUGAUGACGAAGAUGAGGAUGAAUCCCGUUCUUGGAGAAGAUGAAACUUUAUGUUGGAAAUGUAUAAUUUUAGGAAUAUAGUUCAAGCUACAUCUUUUAAACAUUUAUUUAAGGAAGUUGAUGAGCCAAAAAAAGCUUUACUUUCUUUUCAAACCACAAGAUUUAAAGUGAGCAAAGUUUGUUAUGAAAACAUUUCGGAUAUAGAGCUGUGAUACUAAGCUAGCCAAAGGCCCAGUAACAUUUUACAUAAUUAUCAAGCUCACCAGGGUGGUGAUUUUUUUCUAUUUAAGAAGGAUAAAAAGAGAGGGGGGGAAAAAAAUAUUAGUAUUUUCUUGUCCUCUU
This is a messenger RNA of Balearica regulorum gibbericeps (East African grey crowned-crane), 3263 nucleotides long. NCBI's taxonomy places the organism in Eukaryota, Metazoa, Chordata, Aves, Gruiformes, Gruidae. The record is from RefSeq and is a predicted model, not a curated record.